UAGAAGGAGGAGAAAAGGUUUGUUGGAAGAGUAAUCUCCUUUCUUUCCCUGUUCCUCUUAUAUUCUUCCACCCUUUCGCCAAAGGAUUAGGGUUUUGAUUAGAAAAAAUUGGGAGAAAGAAAGCAUGGGCGCAUGGCGGAAGGCCUAUGGGGCGCUCAAAGAUUCUACAAAGGUUGGGCUCGCCAAGGUCAAUAGCGAAUUCAAGGAAUUAGACAUUGCCAUCGUGAAGGCAACAAACCAUGAGGAAUGCCCACCGAAGGAGAGGCAUGUGAGAAAAAUUUUGACUGCUACAUCCGCUGUUCGGCCAAGAGCUGAUUUAGCUUAUUGUAUAUAUACGCUUGCAAAGAGGCUGGCAAAGACACGUAACUGGGUGGUUGCAUUGAAAACAUUGAUAGUGAUUCACAGGACAUUGCGCGAAGGCGAUCCUACCUUUAAAGAAGAACUUUUAAGCUAUGCUCAGAGAGGAAAUGUAUUGCAAUUAUUGAACUUCAAGGAUGAUUCAAGCCCUCUCGCUUGGGAUUGCUCUGCUUGGGUUCGAACAUAUGCAUCCUUUAUAGAAGAAAGGCUCGAGUGUUUUAGAAUCUUAAAAUAUGACAUAGAAGCUGAGCGGUUGGUAAGAAAUGGGCAAGGUGCUUCCAAGGGACAUAGCAGAACAAGAACUUUAGGUUGUCCGGAUCUACUGGAGCAGAUGCCUGCUCUACAGCAACUUCUGUGCCGUCUUGUUGGAUGUCAGCCUGAAGGAGCAGCAUGCGGAAAUUAUCUCAUUCAAUAUGCCCUGGCAUUGGUUUUAAAAGAGAGCUUCAAAAUCUAUUGUGGCAUCAAUGAUGGGAUCAUCAAUCUUGUUGACAUGUUUUUUGAGAUGUCUAAGUAUGAUGCUCUGAAAGCAGUUGAGAUAUAUAAAAAGGCUGGACAACAGGCAGAAAGUCUUUCUAAUUUCUACGAUUUUUGUAAAAAUCUGGAGCUUGCCAGAAAUUUUCAGUUUCCGACUUUAAGACAGCCGCCUCCCUCUUUUCUUGCAACAAUGGAAGAAUAUAUUCGUGAAGCACCACAUUUUGGUUUUGUUUCAAGCAAGAACUUAGAGUAUGAAGAGAAGAGCCUCUUAACCUACAAAGUAGAAGAGGAAGAACAAGCUGGUCCCACAGAAAAUCAAGAGGCAGCAGCAGAGGAGAAUGAAGAAAAUGAAGUACCGCUGCAGGCUGAAGAGCCACCAACACUUCUAAUUGAGUUCAAAACACAACCUGAGAGUACAGAUCUUCUAGGUUUGGAUGUGAUAAACCCGGUUGCUGCAGAAAUUGAACAAAGCAAUGCUUUAGCUUUAGCUAUCAUUCAGCCUGGCGAUAAUUCAAUGUCAACUAGGUCAGCAGACCUUCUCAGUGGUGGUUCUGGAUGGGAAUUAGCACUCGUUACAGCGCCAAGUAAUAGUGUCAACCAUGUAGUCGAAAGCAAUCUGGCUGGAGGGUUCAAUAGACUCUUGCUUGAUAGCCUUUAUGAGGAUGCAUCCAGGAGACAACAAAUUGCUGGAGCCACUUAUACGGGAAGCCUAAAUACUAAUUCGUUCGACUUGAGAGAUCCAUUUUCAUCAUCAAAUAACUUCGCCGUUCCGCCGAAUGUUCAAAUGGCUAUGAUGGCACAACAACAACAGCAGCAACAACAACAUCAAUACUAUACACAGCAGCUAUUUUAUCAACAUCAACAAAUGCCUCAGUACUAUCAAACACAGAAUCCCCAGCAGCAAGCAGGUUCGACCAAUCCUUUCGCCGAUCCAUAUGCUCCUACUGCUUAUUCACUGGGUGCAGCAGCAGCACAAGGCAAUUCGAGUUUGAUAUGAAUAACAAAAUUUUUUUUUUCACUCCUUCAUUCUUUAAAAUUAUAUUGUAUUUUUUCCCCCAAACUGGGAUUAAUUGAGGGCUUGAUACAUCUUGUACAGUUUGGGUAUUAUCUUCAGCCUUUUUGUUUUCACGAUUCAUUCAGCAGAUAAGAGUUUGAACCAUGCAUACAACAAUAAAUUGUAUUUCCUUUUGUUCUCUAAGGUUUAUAUUUGUAAUGAAUAUGUAUAUGUUUGAUAUUUUUGUUUUA
Molecule: messenger RNA, 2076 nt
Organism: Phalaenopsis equestris
Lineage: Eukaryota; Viridiplantae; Streptophyta; Magnoliopsida; Asparagales; Orchidaceae
Product: putative clathrin assembly protein At5g57200
Exons: 15
Coding region: 125-1828 (567 amino acids)
Biological process (GO): clathrin-dependent endocytosis; vesicle budding from membrane; clathrin coat assembly
Cellular component (GO): clathrin-coated vesicle; clathrin-coated pit
Molecular function (GO): 1-phosphatidylinositol binding; phosphatidylinositol-4,5-bisphosphate binding; clathrin heavy chain binding
Source: RefSeq, a predicted model, not a curated record